This is a messenger RNA of Sciurus carolinensis (gray squirrel), 7316 nucleotides long. RefSeq names its product RAB11 family interacting protein 1 (gene Rab11fip1). Gene Ontology annotation, molecular function: small GTPase binding. The record is from RefSeq and is a predicted model, not a curated record. Gene Ontology annotation, cellular component: intracellular membrane-bounded organelle. Lineage: Eukaryota; Metazoa; Chordata; Mammalia; Rodentia; Sciuridae. Gene Ontology annotation, biological process: regulated exocytosis.
GACAGCGGGACUGGCCCUAGAGGCCCCGAGUCCCCGCGAUCUUCUCUGGUGUCGGAACCCGCCGCAGCAUCGUCACCAUGUCUCUGGCGGCCUCCGCGGGCCGGGGCCCGGGGCCCGUGUGGUCCCCCACCCACGUGCAGGUGACUGUGCUGCAGGCGCGGGGUCUGCGGGCUAAGGGCCCCGGAGGCACGAGCGACGCGUACGCGGUGAUCCAGGUGGGCAAGGAGAAGUACGCCACCUCGGUGUCGGAGCGCAGCCUCGGCGCGCCGGUGUGGCGGGAAGAAGCCACCUUCGAGCUGCCGCCGCUGCUGUCCUCCGAAGCUGUGCCAGCGGCCGCCGCCACCCUGCAGCUCACCGUGCUGCACCGUGCGCUGCUGGGACUCGACAAGUUCCUGGGCCGCGCGGAGGUGGACCUGCGGGAGCUGCACCGCGACCAGGGUCGCCGGAAGACGCAGUGGUAUACCUUGAAAUCCAAACCAGGAAAGAAGGAUAAGGAGCGAGGAGAAAUUGAGGUUGACAUCCAGUUUAUGAGGAACAACAUGACUGCUAGCAUGUUUGAUCUCUCCAUGAAAGACAAGUCUCGGAAUCCAUUUGGAAAACUGAAGGACAAGAUCAAAGGGAAGAAUAAGGAUAGUGCAUCAGAUACCACUUCGGCCAUAGUCCCCAGCAUGUCACCCUCAGUAGACAGUGAUGAUGAGUCUUUUUCCAAAGACAAGAAGAAGAAAUCAAAGAUCAAAACCUUGUUCUCAAAGUCGAAUUUGCAGAAAACCCCACUUUCUCAGUCUAUGUCUGUCCUGCCUACUUCAAAGCCAGACAAAGUGCUACUUCGUCCUGGAGACUUCCAGUCCCGGUGGGAUGAUGACGACAAUGAGGAUGAGUCCUCCUCCUCUGCCUCAGACAUCAUAUCCCACAAGAAAACAGCAAGUGCAGACCCUAAGCAGCUGAGCCAGAUCAACUUCAGCCUAUCCAAGAAGGAAGGACUCUCCUUUCUUGGGGGCCUUCGGUCCAAGAAUGACACACUUUCCCGCUCUAAUGUCUGCAUCAAUGGGAACCAUGUUUACCUGGAGCAGCCAGAAGCCAAGAAUGAGACCAAGGAAAGCAGCCCUUCUUCUUCCCCAUCCCCCCAGGGCUUCAGGAAGAAGCAUUUGUUCUCAUCUACUGAAAACCUGGCUGCUCGUUCUUGGAAGGAGCCUGGGGAAGGAGAGAGCAUGUCUUAUGAUAGGUGGCUGUCUGAUGCCUCCAUCAAGGAGUCCAUGAAGUCCAUGUCUCUGCCAUCCUACCGACCACUGUCUAGUGGUGACAGUAGGGAAAACAUGGCUUCAUCGAAUUCGGAGGCCACAAAAGAAGCCAAAGACAGCAAGAAGCAGGAGAGCAAGAAGUCCUCUUUGCUUUCUCUGGUGACAGGAAAGAAGGAUGUGACCAAGGGCAGUGAAAGCGAAAGCCCUCCCAGCAUCCCAUGGAAGGAGAAGGAAGGUACUCUGAUGGAAUCGCAGCUGAGGGAGGAAGACCUCAUGAGAAGUUCUGAGAAAGAUGCUGCAGCCGAAGCCUCUGGACGGGGUAACUCCUUGAACCCCUUUGAAGAUGUGCCGAUCUCAGAACCAGAAGCCAGACUCGAGUCCAAGUCUGAACCAAAGCUACCUGUUCCCUCUGCAAGGGCUCCCCAAACCAAAGCUGUUAAGCCUAGACUGGAAGUGUCUCCAGAGGCUCAGCCCAAAGCCAGGCUUCCUUCUUCCCCUGACUCUCCUCUUUCUUUUUCUGCUCUUCCUUCUAGUUCUGAUCAGGCCCCUGUCACUUCUGAAUUGGGGCAUAGUUCAGAGACACAGUCCUCUGAAAGUCCCUCUGUCUUCUCUUCCUCAUCAUCUCCCAUAGUAGCUCCAAUUUCCACAUCUACCCCAAUCGAACGCUGGCUCCCCACAGGCCAGGACCAAGCCAGUUCUGAAGAACCAUCUUUGCUCCUUAAAACAGAAUUGCAAAAGGAGUGUUUAACACCACAUCCAAGUACCAUGUCUUCUGCCCUGGGAUCACUUUUUAAACAGCCACCCAUCUCAACAUGGAAAGAGAUGGAAGAUUCUCCAAGGGGGAAGAUCAGUGAGACAGGCAAGGGGAAGAAUGCCAGCAUUGAUGAACCAGGAAAGCAUCUCCUGGAGCAUCCUGAAGGGGAGCAACCAAAAGAACUCCUGAAAGUUUCCUCCCCCAAACAAGACCACAUCCCCUCAUCUAAAGAGGCCCAUGAAGUCCCACUUGUACUUUCCCUCAACAGUGAUGGAAAUGUAAGCCCUGCUGGGAAGCCUACCAUGGGGAGAGAUGACAAAGUUAGGGAUGGUGGGAUGACUUCUGCAACUGAGGAAGCAGUGCCCCCAUUUGAUGCCAUGAUGCAGAAACAGGAAGAGAUGGGUCUGAAUGCCAGUGAGGGCCAAAAGAGAGUCAAGAAACACGUAUCGUUUUCUGAGCAGCUCUUCACAGAAGAGGAGGCAGAGAAACAUACUUGGUUGGGGGAAGAAGACAAAAAUAAUCCCCAGGAGGUGACUUCUGAAGGGGCUACUGAGGAAGAGGUGCCUGAUGCAGAGCUUCCUGGGUGUCUCCAUACAGAAGACUCAGAGAGGGAAUCUGUGGCCGUGGCCCAUGCUUGCAGUGCCCCAGCGCCCAUGGAAGAUCACCUUCUCACUCCUUCUAGUGAUGAGGGUCCCUCAGAAGACCCCAAAAGUGAAGCCAGCUCUGUGAAAGGCACCCCACUCUUCAGGAUUGAGGGGGACGAUGCCCUUAUGGCUCAAUAUCAGAGCAAAGCCAGUGAUCAUGAAGGUUUGUUGUCUAACCUCCUGAGCAGCCUUGGAUCUGCCUCAGAUGUGAAGUCCCCCAUCAUGGCUGAUCUGAAUUUGACCCUUCCUUCCAUUCCUGAAGUGGCCUCAGAUGAUGAAAGAGUAGAUCAGGUUGAAGAAGACAGGAAUACAGCAAAGCUGGCUGAAGCAAGAGCUUCAUCCUUAGUCACAUUUCCUCCCUGUCCCAAGACUGGAGAGGGACUGAGUGGUGGGGCAGAUGGGUCAGCACCCAUAGAGAAUCUGCACGACUGCAGGUCAGAAGCCCCCACAGUAGCUCCUUCAGAGCAGAUGGCAGCUUUAGGAAUUCAUAAACCACAUCUUGGCAAGAACUCAAGUGUGGAUAAACAGCUGCCAGUCUGUGACAGUGGCAAGGAAGAAAGACCAAAGGGAGAUGAGAGGCUAAGUCAGCCUCCUGGCCCAUCCCUGGAAUCUCCUGUGCACAGUCCCUCCCUUUCUGAGACCUUUCCUGCCAUACGCUCUCUCCCCAGCUCUCCACAUUCCAACACUUACCACACCAGUACAGCAGAAUCUCAAAAAAAAACCACAGCAGAGGGCUCCGCUGGUAAAAUUGACAAUUUUGGCAAGAGGAAGCCGCUUCUUCAGGCCUGGGUCUCACCCUCAGAGACACAUCCAGUCUCAGCUCAGCCAAGCGCUGGAACUGGGGCAGCCAAGCACAGACUUCACCCUGUGAAGCCAAUGAAUACAACAGCCACCAAGAUUGCUAACUCCAGCUUGGGAACUGCUACCAUCAUCAGUGAGAACUUGAUCAACGAAGCCAUGAUGAAGAAAUACAAUCCUUCGGACCCUGCCUUUGCCUAUGCACAGCUGACUCAUGAUGAAUUGAUCCAGUUGGUCCUCAAACAGAAGGAAACCAUAAGCAAAAAGGAGUUUCAGGUUCGAGAGCUGGAAGACUACAUUGACAAUCUGCUUGUCAGAGUCAUGGAAGAAACCCCCAACAUCCUCCGAAUUCCGGCUCAGGUUGGCAAAAAAGCAGGAAAGAUGUGAACUGCAGAGAAUAAAACACUGAGAUGUUUUUGUGAGUUUGUUUCCACCUGCACUUGAGGUCAAGAACAUGGUAUGCCUGAUAAUCAGCUAACAGACUCCAAAUCACCAUCUCCUUUGUGUGUUAUCUGUCAACAGUUAAUUCUACCAAUUGAAACCAGGUUAAUUAUUACAAUGAAUCUUUUGCUGUACAUUCCCAGGGUUUUAUUUUCAGAUGCCACCGUGCCUUAAACUAGGUUGUAAAUAUUUUAUGCACACCAGAAACAUGGUCUUAAGAACUAAUCCUGAGUCAGAGAUUCAGAUGGCACUAGAGAUACUAAUGUCUUUUAACAGUGGGGUUGUCUUUCUUUGAUAUUGAGCUUUUUCAAAUACAUAUUUCCAGCCAUUACAGUUUGGGAUGAGAUGAGAAAAGGACUGUGCAAUUGGUGCUGUUAUGUGUUUUUGUCUUGGCCUUUAAGCAGCUCAGGUGUAGCUUUUUGACUGCAGAUAUUGAAUUCUGAUGCCAUGUAAACUUACCAGGCUUCUCAGACUUGCUUCUUGUUUCUUUUUUUCUUUUCUUUUCUUUUUUUUUUUUUUGACUGGAGCAGUCAUUUAGGGAAAGCCUCUUGAGUGUGCCUUUUAGAUUCUGAACAAACCAAUUCUUCUAAACAUCAGAUUCCACCACUCUCUAACCUUAAAAUAUCCAUAGGUCCUUUCUCUUGGGGAUGUGAAAAGUAGAAUAUGGGACUUAGAGAAUCACUUUUCACUCAACUAGGGAAAGUUGGUCAAAGUCAAGGUUCCUACUGGCUGCACUGCCCUCAUCAGUGCCUUGAUAAGGGAUUGAGUGAUCCAAGCUCUUACUAAAACAGUUCUAACAAUAUAGAAUAAGUAAGAUUGCUUUGGCCAUUCUGGCCUGUGCCUUUGCUUGGCUUGCUGUUUACCUUGGCAGCAUUUCCUGGCUGGGGGCCAGGACCCACUGACUCCUCAAGAUGAAUAAGGCUGGGGCUGGGGUAUAACUCAGUGGUAGAGCUCUUGCCCAACAUGUGCACGGUCCUGGGUUCUGUCCCCAGCACCACAAGGAAAGAGGAAGCAGGAACCUUUAAUCUUGUGGGUCAUGAGAAACCACAGACUUGGACCCUGAAGGACUAGAGAUGCAUCCAUAUGACUUGUCCUCUAAAUACUGCAUGUCACUGCCUGAAAGGAAACCCAAGUUACUCCCAGAAUAUUGCAAGAGUUGACGUGCAGGGCUUAAUUUAAUUGAUAAAAUUUAAAAACAGAACAGAAAUGCUUCGGUCUUUAAACCAUUGCUUCUUUUUUGUUUUCCUUCAUGAACAGACUCACAGGCAUUUUACCCCCUCGUUAGAAAAUUGCAGAGUGGGGCUGGGGAUGUAGCUCAAUGCAGAACAUUUGCCUACAUGUGGGAGGCCCUGGGUUCCAUUUCCAGCACCAGGAAAAAAAAAUUGUGGGAAACAAGGAAGAUGAUACUUAUUUUUGGAUGACUAUAUUUUUAAAAUUAGACUGAUACACAUAUUUUUUUUUUAAGCUAGGUACCUGUCUCCUUUGUAAUGCAGCACCACUUCAAGUUUUUCAGGUAAUUUCACUGUUAUUCACAUCAUAUUGGAAUUAGAGCAUUUCAUGUUGCUCAUUUUUUCCCUCCUGAUUACAAUGGAGUCUCGUCAAAUCCUGACAUCGCUUUUGGGGAAGAACCAUCAGAGGUCAAUGGCAUGGGCAUGGGUUGAGAUGGUGGCAGUUAUUAAAUGGAGACUCUCUUCUGCAUAUGCCCUCAUUACAGUGAGGGCAAGAAGCAAGAUGAAUGGCAGCAGAAUCUCUUUUCAGGAUUGUGCUUGCUGCAGCCUUGGUUCUAUUAGAGCACUUUAAUCUGAAGGGUGAUAUUGUAACUUGAUUUAUCUAAUUAGCUUGUAGUGAUCCACAACUAUUUUAUUUAAUUUAAUUCUCUUCCUGUAGCACUGGGGACCACUGUAAACUUCUCAGAUGCCUUGGAUGUUUGUAGUGCUGUGAAAUGUAUUGACAUGCCUCUAAAGGAAACUGUAUAUCCACUUGAACUCUGGAAAUGUACAUGUAUAUAUUUGUUCUGCAUCAUGUUUUUUUACUUGAUAUAAAUGUAUUUUACUGUGAUAACCCAAGUGGGAGGCAGGUAUGUGCUGGAUGGUUUCUCUCCCUUGAAAGAGCUAGUGUGGGGACCUGCAUGGGACCUGAGAGUUUUGGAGAUAUGUGCUGCUAGGAACUUGGGUACGUAACUCAGUCAACAUUGGAGAAGGACAUCUGGGUAGAGGAGUGAAUUCCUGUGCUCUGAAAUGCCACUUGGGAACUCUGAAGAAUGAAGGACAAUUUACUUCAAGGGUGUCUGGCUUCUGCCCCUGCUGGAAAAACAAUUCACUUUAUAGCAUUCCUUGUACCUCAUAAAAUAGAUAACCUAGAGGUCGUUCAGUUACUAAUUGUCCCUGACUCAGUUAGGGGCUGUGGGAGGGGACUUACCUAAGAACAGCUUUAGCCUGCUCUGAGCCAUUAGCAGAAGUUGGUGAAUUGGAGCACUGGAGCACUCUAACUGGCACAGGCCUAAGGACAUCCAUCCAUCUGCGCAAGGAGAGCUGGCAUUUGCACGAACCUGCAGCAGAUGCUAAUACCUGACGGGCCCUGGGAGGAAACUGUGCCCCACAGAAGUGGGAGAAGCUCUCUUCUUGGCCUUGCCUGGUUUCCUCCAGAAACAACAGCUAGGACUGGAGGGAAGCGUUAGCUUGAAAACCAGUGAACUUUAUUUGGAGGUCAGCUUUGUGAAAAAAAUGUCAAUCCUCGACCCAGUUGUUUCAUAUCAUCUCAUUCCUUGGGUUUUGCCAGCUGUCCUGCCUUUUUAUUCCAGUGUGUUGACCUCAUGGAGGCAGCAGAAGGUAGGAGCAAGCAACUGCCCUUUGCCAUGUUCAGAGCUAUGGACCCAGAGUGGAGGGCUGUGCAUGUGCACCUGCAUCAAUCAGAUGCAGCCCUGUGGUUGCCAGCUGGACUUCCAGUGGGUGUUCUACAGGGCACAGAGGGUGGAAGGUCCUGACACUUUGCCACAUACUGUCUCAAAGGCCAGAGGCCUUGUUUAUGUUAAAUUUUGCAAGACCUUUCUCCCUGGGUUCCUACUCCCAAUCAACCUUCUUUUGUUUUCUCUUGGUGCUGGGGAUUGAACCCAGGGCUUCUCACAUGAUAGUAAGUAUGUGCUUUACCACUGAACUAAAGCCCGUCUUUUUCCUUUUUUAAGACCUGUUAAUUAAUUGACUUAGAUGGGGACCUUUGCCUUCUAGUUAUCCACACCAACCUCAACUCUGUAUUCUCCAUUUCUACUAUGUGAGUUACUAAGUUGACUUUCCCCUUCCUCCAAUUAAAAUUACCCAGAGUUUUUGGAUUACAGAAUAACUAUUUCCUGCUUUGUUACUUUGGGAUUUUUAAAUUUCUUUGGUCUUAUUUUUAAGAAGUAACUGAAAUUUUCCUGUAACACUAAAUAAAAUGGUACUGCCUUUC